Solanum stenotomum is the source of this 2873-nucleotide messenger RNA. RefSeq names its product protein QUIRKY. The transcript has a single exon. NCBI's taxonomy places the organism in Eukaryota, Viridiplantae, Streptophyta, Magnoliopsida, Solanales, Solanaceae. The annotation marks the transcript as partial. The record is from RefSeq and is a predicted model, not a curated record.
AAUAAUAUCCAAAUUAAAUGGGCACAGUGAGAAAGCUAGUAGUAGAAGUAAUUGAGGCACGGAACCUCCUUCCCAAGGAUGGCCAUGGCACUUCAAGUCCUUACGUACUUGUCGAUUUCUAUGGCCAGAGAAGGAAGACAAGGACAGUCACUCGUGAUCUCAGCCCCCAGUGGAAUGAAAUGUUGGAAUUCAAUGUCGGAAAACCCUCUGAUGUUUUCGGGGACAUGCUCGAGCUUGACGUCUAUCAUGACAAGUCCAUUGGCCCCACAACCAGGAAUAAUUUCCUCGGAAGGAUCAGGUUGAGUGCUACGCAGUUUGUCAAGAAAGGUGAAGAAGCAUUGAUCUAUUACCCUUUGGAGAAGAAAUAUUGGUUCAGUUGGAUUUCUGGUGAAAUUGGUUUGAAAAUUUAUUUUGUCGAACAAUUAGUUGUUCCCCAAAUCAAAGCGGAGCCUAAGCAAGCACCACCAGCUGAGCCAACUGAAGCUGCACCGGAAGGUGAAAAGCCAAAUUCCAUAGAAGAGGAGCCACCUGCACAAGUAGUGGAAAAUCAUACUACCGUAGAAGCUGAGCCGCCUGCAAAAGAAGCGGAAAAUCCUACUAGUGUUUUAAUGGAUCCACAUCCACCACAAGAUGAUGAAUUUAUUCAGGUGAAAAGAUCUGUGUCUUUAGGAUCCAUACCUGAAGUAAAAGUUAGCAAUAAUAUUAAUAUUGUCACUGGUCCUAGGCCAAUUAGUCGUGCUUCAUCAGUCAUCUUCUCUGAUGCUGGAUCAGGUCCCAUCGAACCGUCCUCAUUUGAUCUUGUUGAAAAAAUGCAUUACCUGUUCGUUCGAGUUGUAAAAGCUCGAUCACUACCCACAGCUGGCUGCCCCGUUGUGAAAAUUGUUGUUUCCGGCAGCCAUGUUGUAUCAAAGCCAGCCCGGAAAACAGUGUUGUUUGAGUGGGACCAAACUUUUGCUUUCGGUCGAGAUGCACCUGAUUCUUCCUCCCUCUUAGAAGUCUCAGUGUGGGACCCUUCAAGUGCCAAGUCAUUUGAUCCUACAUCCGACGUGGCAGGACAUGUAUUUCUAGGUGGCAUUUGCUUUGAUGUGAGUGAGAUCCCCCUACGUGACCCACCUGAUAGUCCUUUGGCUCCUCAAUGGUAUAGGCUUGAAGGAGGUGGGGCUCAUAGAGGUGAUCUAAUGCUUGCUACUUGGGUUGGGACUCAAGCUGAUGAUUCAUUCCCUGAAGCCUGGAAGACCGACACUGCCGGUAAUCCUGCUUCUAAAUCUAAGGUAUAUCAAUCACCUAAAUUGUGGUAUUUGAGAUCAUCAGUGAUAGAGGCACAAGACAUUUCCCACUUGACACAUAAUUCAAAGGAGUCAUCAUAUCACAUCAAAGCCCAACUAGGAUUCCAAGUUCAAAAGACCAAAUCCAUCACCACAACUAGUACUGGAUCUCCAUCUUGGAAUGAAGACUUGGUAUUCGUAGCAGCUGAACCAUUUACUGAGCACUGCCUGCUUUUUUUCUUAAUAGAAACGGACAGGACUGCGAAAGACCAAACUGUCCUUGCAGUUGCUAGCAUACCGCUCACCACAAUUGAGCGUCGAGUGGAUGACCGUAAGGUGGCAUCCAGAUGGUUCACAUUUGAAGAUCCUAACGAAGAGAAGAGAAUUUACAAAGGUAGAGUCCACUUGCGCCUUUGUUUUGAUGGUGGAUAUCAUGUGAUGGACGAAGCAGCCCAUGUUUGUAGUGAUUACCGUCCAACCGCAAGGCAACUAUGGAAAGCACCAAUUGGGACUGUUGAAUUAGGGAUUAUUGGAUGCAAGAAUCUGUUGCCCAUGAAAGGUAAGGGGUCUACAGAUGCUUAUGCAGUUGCUAAAUAUGGUAGCAAGUGGGUACGCACUCGUACCAUAUCAGAUAGUUUAGAACCUAGGUGGAAUGAGCAGUACACUUGGAGAGUUUAUGAUUCAUCCACUGUGUUGACUAUCGGUGUAUUUGAUGGCUGCUCGGAAGUAGUACUCGAAUCAGAUGAGUGCAUGAGGCCAGAUUUUCGGAUUGGUAAGGUGCAUGUGCGUAUUUCUACAUUGACAACAGGUAAAGUGUACAGGAAUACUUUCCCAUUACUUUUGUUAUCACAAACUGGUUUGAAGAAAAUGGGGGAAAUUGAAUUAGCAGUGAGAUUUAUACGUGCUGCACCAACGCUUGAUUUCUUACAUGUCUACUCACAACCAUUGCUGCCCAUGAUGCAUCAUGUAAAGCCCCUUGGCAUGGUUCAACAAGAUAGUUUAAGGAUUGCAGCUGUCAAAAUAGUAGCGAGCCACUUGACAAGAUCAGAGCCGCCUCUUAGGAGUGAGGUUGUGACUUACAUGCUUGAUGCUGAUUCACAUUCAUUCAGCAUGAGAAAAGUUCGUGCAAAUUGGUUCAGGAUCAUUAAUGUCAUAGCUGGAGUAAUUGACAUUGUCAAAUGGGUGGAUGACACACGUGGCUGGAAGAAUCCGACUGCAACUUUACUUGUCCAUGCACUUUUGGUGAUGCUCGUGUGGUUUCCUGACCUCAUCAUACCUACAUUUGCCUUCUAUGUGUUUGUGAUUGGUGCGUGGAAUUACAGGUUCAGAUCUCGAGAUACUUUACCCCACUUUGAUCCAAAAAUCUCACUGGCAGAGUCACUAGACAGAGAUGAGCUUGAUGAAGAGUUUGAUGCAUUGCCUUGCACUAGACCAAAUGAAUUGGUACGAGCCAGAUAUGAUAAACUGCACAUGCUUGGGGCACGGGUUCAGACAAUCUUGGGAGAUUUCGCAACACAAGGGGAGAGAGUGCAAGCAUUGGUAACUUGGUGUGACCCUCGAGCCACAGGGAUAUUUAUUGGGCUAUGCUUUGUCGUGGCAUUCAUUUUA